AACACUCUAAACCUGCUUCCACCUAACAAAAAACAAUUGCCUUCUCGUAGUUUACUCCAAAUACAAAGGGUGUAAUAUAACAGAAACACUCGACACUUUACCGAACACACACAUUGCCUUCUCUUCUAAAUAAGUUCAAUCUUCCUAAUCUCUCUCUGUCUCUCUCUGACAACAGAGAGACUCUUCACGUGCCAAACAAAAAAAAACUGAGCACCUUCCUCUCGCCAUGGCCACGGACUCCGUCAAGCACGUGCCUACAUUCGGCGGGGCAGCCAUCUCCGCCGAAAUGAAAAGCUUCUUCUCCGCCGUGCCUACUUUUGUCUACGCCUUCGUCGUAACCUUUGUUGCCUUCACUGUUUACUUAGCCUUCGCCCCUUCUCUCAUCACUGUCUCUAAUUCAGUUUCUUCCUAUAUCCUCCCUAAUGUCAGUGCCGUGACUUCAGCGUCCAGUAACAUCACAUUACAAGCAACCACGCCGGAAAGUCUCACUCCGGCUGUUAUAAACACAACCUUUGAGCCUCCCCUAGGUAAUGAAACAAACCCACUUUCUAGAAACAACGCUUCACGGUCUCAUGCAAGUGUACACUUAUGUCCUAACAACAAUACUGCUCGAAAUUCGGACAAACAAGCACCUCUGUCCGUGAAUUCAAGUGCUUCUUCUCCGAUGAGAAAACAAAGUAGGAAGUCAGGGGCUAAACGAGAGAUCAAGUCUCUGAAGGACUGCGAUUUUUUCGAAGGAGAAUGGGUCAAAGACGAAUCCUACCCGCUUUACAAACCCGGCACGUGUAAUCUCAUCGACGAACAGUUUAGCUGUUUAACCAACGGAAGACCAGACGUUGAGUUUUACAAACUGAAGUGGAAACCUAAAGAAUGCACUUUACCAAGGCUGAACGGAGGCAAGUUGCUGGAGAUGAUUAGAGGAAGAAGGCUCGUGUUCGUUGGAGACUCGCUGAAUAGAAACAUGUGGGAGUCUUUGGUUUGUAUUCUUAAAGGAUCAGUUAAAGAUGAGAGACAAGUCUUUGAAGCUCAUGGAAGGCAUCAGUUUCGUCGGGAAGCUGAGUACACUUUGGUCUUCAAAGAAUAUAAUUGCACUGUGGAGUUCUUUGCGUCUCCUUUCUUGGUUCGAGAAUGGGAAGUUACGGACAAGAACGGGACGAAGAAGGAAACUUUGCGUCUAGAUAUGAUGGGAAGCUCAUCAAAGCAGUACAUAGGAGCGGAUGUACUUGUGUUCAAUACCGGAGCUUGGUGGACUGAUGACAUAACAUCCAAAGGUGAGGAUUAUUUUCAAGAAAGAAGCACUGUUUACCCGAAACUCAACGUUGAUGAAGCUUUUAGAAAAGCAUUGACUACUUGGGGUCGAUGGGUUGAUAAGUAUGUGAAUCCAAAGAAGUCUCUUGUCUUCUUCCGCGGAUUCUCCCUGUCACAUUUCAGUGGUGGGCGAUGGAAUGCGGGAGGGGCGUGCGAUGAUGAAACAGAACCGAUCAAGAACGAGGCAUACCUAAUGCCUUACCCUUCCAAGAUGGAGAUUCUUGAAAGAGUUCUAAGGGGAAUGAAGACACCGGUCACGUAUCUCAACAUCACGAGGUUAACAGAUUACAGGAAGGAUGCUCACCCGUCUGUUUAUAGGAAACAGAAAUUUACUGCAGAAGAAAGCAAAUCACCGUUGUUGCACCAAGACUGCAGUCACUGGUGCCUCCCAGGUGUACCUGAUUCUUGGAACGAGAUUCUCUAUGCCGAGAUGCUGGUAAAGCUCGACCAGCUCCGUGGCAACAGACGGCGGAAACCUAAAGGGCUACUAUAGGAGGAGUUAAAUCAGAUUUUUGUUUUAGAUGAAAUACACUAUAUAUAUAUUUUCAAUGGAUGAAAAGAAAAGAAACACUUAGAAGCAAUUAUAUGUUUUCAAAGGCAUAGAGAAAGUAAGAGGUGAGAAUCAUAUU
Messenger RNA from Brassica oleracea var. oleracea, 1937 nucleotides. Its product is annotated as protein trichome birefringence-like 1. The coding region runs from base 227 to 1801 and encodes 524 amino acids. Gene Ontology annotation, molecular function: O-acetyltransferase activity. Lineage: Eukaryota; Viridiplantae; Streptophyta; Magnoliopsida; Brassicales; Brassicaceae. Gene Ontology annotation, cellular component: Golgi apparatus. The transcript has 4 exons. The record is from RefSeq and is a predicted model, not a curated record.